AUGGUCGGGCACAUUGAGGAGGACAUCAUUGAAAAGGAUUUCAUAAUUGUAAGAACUCUAGGCUUUGGCUCAUUUGGGGAGGUGAAGCUUGCUUGCCACCUUCCCACAAAUACACAUGUUGCUGUCAAGGUGCUUGAGAAAAAUCACAAUUCUGUGUCUAACAUUAAAUCUGAAGUACAGAUCCUUCAAUCUUUGGAGCACAGAAACAUUGUUCGAUUUUUUCACAUCAUAGACACACUAAAAAUGACUUAUGUGGUCAUGGAGUAUGUUCCAGGAAAGGAUUUGCAUAUGCUCCUCAAGAACGUAGGGUAUCUAAAGGAGAAGGACGCCAGACCAAUAUUUCAACAGAUUGUGGCAGCAGUGCAAUUUCUCCACAAGAGGCUGAUUACACAUCGUGACAUUAAGUUGGAGAAUAUCCUCAUUGACAGAGGUGGAAACAUCAAGCUUUGUGACUUUGGAAUGGCGAUCCAGCUCAAAGAGGGGCAGAUGUUGAAGAAGUUCUGUGGAUCCUUGCUCUAUAUGGCUCCAGAGAUCUUAGCAAGGAAACCCUUUGAUGGCCUAGCUGGUGACAUGUGGAGCUUGGGAAUUGUCCUAUAUGUACUGGUCACAGGACAAUAUCCAUAUUUUGAAACAACAGCUCCUGCUUUGUACAGGCUCAUCACCAACACAAAGUUUGCUAUUCCCUUCCACCUGUCAAAACCCUGUUAUAUCAUCCUUGCACAAUUACUCAAGGUGGAGACCCAGCACAGGAUAACAAUAUGUCAACUCCUGGAAAGAAAAUGGCUUGGCAAAAUUGAACAGCACAUGGAAGCUUCAAGUAAAGAAAUCCUUCCCAGGGUCCUAGAGACUAUGAAUACUAUUGGCUAUACUCAUGAAGAGAUUGUGUCAUCCCUAAUUCUCAGACAACCAAAUAAUAAAAUCACAGCAACUUUCAAAAUUCUGAAGCACAAAUUGAGCUGUGAGGAGAGUCAUCAUCAAAAUGAGAAGCCUUGGUUCAUCCACAGACCUGUUCAUGCUCUUCCACCACUUCUUCCCUUGAAGAGGAGAGCCAGUGAACCAGCCUUUCCAACAUUUCAGAAGGUGGGAACGGUCACUCUCAAGGAAGAGAAAAGAGAUGCUGAAGCAAUAUCAUGGCAAUAA
Messenger RNA from Mesocricetus auratus (golden hamster), 1140 nucleotides. Its product is annotated as sperm motility kinase-like. Gene Ontology annotation, biological process: intracellular signal transduction; protein phosphorylation. The record is from RefSeq and is a predicted model, not a curated record. Lineage: Eukaryota; Metazoa; Chordata; Mammalia; Rodentia; Cricetidae. Gene Ontology annotation, cellular component: cytoplasm. Gene Ontology annotation, molecular function: protein serine/threonine kinase activity; ATP binding. The transcript has a single exon. Bases 1 to 1140 code for a protein of 379 amino acids.